AUGGCCUCAUCGUCGGUAGUAAUCAAGAAAGAGAAAGUUGAUGAUCCAAGACCGGGACAAUCUGCAAAACAUGACGAACAAACCGAAGCCGAAAUUGAAGCUCGAAUGCUUGAACUUUUAAGGGAAUUUCCAAAAGGAAUUAAUUACAAAAUCCUAGAGACUGACAUGCCCAAUGUGGACAAGAUAAUUAAAGUUAAUACUCUAAAUCGACUGCUCAGUCAGGAGAAAGUGAAUAUGUUUCAAGCACCAGGAACGAAGGAAUUGUUUUGGUGCCUCAAACAGCAACCUGCUAGUAAACUAAAGGGAGUUGACAGUGAGGAGAAAAUUGUUAUGAGGAUUAUUGAAGAGGCAGGAAACAAGGGAAUUUGGAAUAGAGACAUACGCACCAAGUCUAGCUUGAAUCAGACAACCCUCAACAAGAUACUCAAAGCUCUUGAAGGGAAGAAAUUAAUCAAAUCUGUCUCAUCUGUUUCAGCUGCAAAGAAAAAAGUUUACAUGCUAUUCAACUUACAACCUGACAGAUCAGUAACAGGAGGUUCAUGGUAUUCAGACAAUGAAUUUGAAUCAGAGCUGGUGGAUAUUCUCAAUCAGCAGUGCUACAGGAUAUUGCAACAGAAAUCUGAAGCAGCCAAACAAAAAUCUAUGGACGGACCCUUUGUAGUGCGCAACUCUUCGUUUCUCUCUUCCAAAGAGAUAUGCCAAAUUAUUUCAGAUAUGAAAAUUGUCAAGUUUAAUUUAACCGUUGAAGAUAUCGAAACGAUUCUCGAUACGCUUAUCUAUGACGGUAAAAUAGAAAUGUGUACGAUGUCCGAUGGACAAGUCAAAACGUACAGAACUGUUGAAAAGCUCCUGUCCUCUGCUGGAAUUGUUCGAAUCCCCUGCGGAGUUUGUCCAGUCAUUAAGAUGUGCGGUACUGUAGGUGCGGUUCAACCGAAGAAUUGCGUCUAUUAUGAUCAAUGGUUGGAUUAAAAGAAUGAAAUUGAUAGACACUACUUACACACAUUGAACCAAGGGAGGAUACUUUAAAUUUAAGAGCAAAGUAAAAUUUGUAACUAAAAAAAAACGGUGGAAUAAAUUAUGUAUUAAAACUGUCA
Molecule: messenger RNA, 1094 nt
Organism: Daphnia pulex (common water flea)
Lineage: Eukaryota; Metazoa; Arthropoda; Branchiopoda; Diplostraca; Daphniidae
Product: DNA-directed RNA polymerase III subunit RPC6-like
Exons: 5
Coding region: 1-969 (322 amino acids)
Biological process (GO): transcription by RNA polymerase III
Cellular component (GO): RNA polymerase III complex
Source: RefSeq, a predicted model, not a curated record